CCUUAUCGAAAUUCAAAUCCGACGGUCCAGACUCUUCUUCUUCACCGAUUAACAUCGUCGAGCUCGGAUCUGGAACCGGAAUCGUCGGAAUCGCGGCGGCUGCGACGCUUGGUGCCAAUGUCACGGUGACGGAUCUCCCAAACGUGAUCGAGAAUCUCAGAUUCAACGCAGACGCGAACGCUGAAGCCGCGGCUAGAUCUGGUGGGAAAGUCCACGUGGCGUCUCUACGUUGGGGUGAAAUCGAUGACGUGGAAGCUUUGGGUCAAAACGUUGACUUGGUUUUAGCGUCUGACGUGGUUUACCACGAGCAUCUUUAUGAACCACUCCUGAAAACGCUGCGUUUUAUUCUCUUAGUAGAAGGUUCCAAGAGAGUGUUCCUCAUGUCUCACCUCAAGAGAUGGAAGAAAGAAUCGAUCUUUUUCAAGAAAGCUCGGAAGCUCUUCGAUGUCGAUGUUAUACACUGUGAUGAUCCUCAAGAAGGUUCUAGAAUCGGAGUUGUGGUUUACCGUUUUGCACCGAAAAAUCAAACCUUUAGCAGUAGAAGCAAGGUUGAGGAAUAGAGAGAAGAAGAAGAUGACUCUGGGACUGAUAAACGCGAAUCCAGUUGUGCAAGCUAAGAAGGAACGGCUCGUUCGUACACAACCAGAUCAGUAUAGAGAUGAUGGUGUUGAUCCUCUUGACAUCUAUGAGUAUGUAAGAGAUAUAAGAGAUCCAGAACACCCUUAUACCUUGGAGCAGCUAAGUGUUCUCUCUGAAGAAUCUGUUACUGUCGAUGACCAGCUCGAUCGCAUCUUGAUUAAGUUUACACCGACGGUUCAGCAUUGUAGUAUGGCAACUAUAAUUGGUCUUUGUCUGAGAGCUAAGCUUAAAGAAUGUUUGCCACUUCAUUAUAAGGUUGAUAUCCUAGUGUCUCCUGGUUCUCACGCUGAUGAAGAUUCAGUGAAUAAGCAACUGAAUGAUAAAGAAAGGGUGGCUGCUGCAAUGGAGAAUCCUAAUCUCCGUCAGCUUGUGGAUGAGUGUAUCUACUCCGAUGAGAUAUGAUCAGAUCAUUUAACUUCUACUCUCUUGUACAGGCUUCAUAUCCUGGGUUCUAUAAUGCCUUAGAGACCGCUCUUUAAUUUCAGAAUACACAUUUUACGUUGUUCGAGUGUUGUAUACUACUUGAUAAUGAUACAGAAGCUUUUGUUAAGGUGACUGCAGUUUGAAAUUACCUGCACAACUAGAAAAGAAAUUGCGAUUAGAUGGUUCGAUCA
Molecule: messenger RNA, 1253 nt
Organism: Camelina sativa (false flax)
Lineage: Eukaryota; Viridiplantae; Streptophyta; Magnoliopsida; Brassicales; Brassicaceae
Source: RefSeq, a predicted model, not a curated record